Molecule: messenger RNA, 3525 nt
Organism: Aptenodytes forsteri (emperor penguin)
Lineage: Eukaryota; Metazoa; Chordata; Aves; Sphenisciformes; Spheniscidae
Gene: TRIB1
Product: tribbles pseudokinase 1
Exons: 2
Coding region: 1215-1739 (174 amino acids)
Biological process (GO): regulation of MAP kinase activity; positive regulation of proteasomal ubiquitin-dependent protein catabolic process; protein phosphorylation
Cellular component (GO): nucleus
Molecular function (GO): protein kinase activity; ATP binding; mitogen-activated protein kinase kinase binding
Source: RefSeq, a predicted model, not a curated record
CAGGGUUACGCUGCUGCUGAAAGACCGGCUGUGUCCUUCAAGGCUUUUAUCCCUCCUCCACUACCGGUGGCGGUGCUUUCCGUGCCCCCUGUUCUCGUGGAUGUGGGCAUGCACGGGAGGGAAGGUGGGACACAGUUAAAUAUUGCUUUGGGAAUCCUGCACUGAAGAAAAGCACUUUGGUAAAACUUAGCCUAAAGCCUAGGUUUAUAGAAAGGAGAUCAAGAAUCUAGUUGUUAAAUUUAGAUUAGGGAAAUAAUUCAGUAUUUCCCUGGAGUGUUUGCUGCUCUUGUAGUGCCUCACCACAUGUGGCAGAGCCAGAAAUACAUUAUUAAUCAGCAAAACUGAUGCUGACUAGCUGCUUAUCCUGUGGAAAGCUAAAAAAAUAAGUAAAAGCUGUAAUGGAGUUGUGCUUAAUCUGAUGAAACUGGAAGUAAUGUUACAGAAGCAGAAGAAAACAUGUUUUGGUUUUGUUUUUUUCUGUUUAACUGGGCUAAUGCUUCUUCAGGAUAUCACUUAUAAAUGUGAUAAGAAAAUUAACCAGCACUGCCCCUCUUAAACAGAAACAACCAUAUGUUGACAUGCAAAGAAAGUAAUUCCUUUGAAGGAAACUAUUGCAGCUUUUCCCGCCCAUAAGAAGAUGAAACAUUUGUUGAAAUGUUACAUUGCACACAGUCUUGCUCAUUUGGAAAUAACGCGUUGCACAGGCGAGUGUCAUGUGCAUCCCAUUUGGCAAGAAGAGGGUUAAGCAAUGGCAGGCGGACUUGGGCUCUCCGGCACAGGUGCAGUUUCAGGGCUCCUGCAGCCAAUCCCGGGCCCACGGUUCGUGUUGAGUCAUAUUUUCCGUUUGCAGAACCAAUGGGUAUUUGGCGAGGUCACGCUGAGGACAGGCUGCAGCCAAUGCAUCUACACCCCAGCGGGCUGCAAGGCAGUGUAGAGUCCUUCCAGGGCGAGCCGACGGCUUCCUCGCUGAUGCGAAGCUCCCCUUUCCCCGCAAAAUGGGAGGUCAAGGUGGACCCAUCUCCACCCGGGAGGUGGUGGGUGCGGUGGUACCCUCCAGAAAGGCAAAAAGAGUAACAAUUAAAAAAUAAAAUACAAAACUUGGGAGAGCCGAUGAUUCCCGCAAGCACGGAAGGGAGCUGGACUUUGUGGUUUGCAAAAUCACGCAGCUGGACGCUGUUUGCUCAAAGCCUGAACCGCAAAUAGCAGCGUGUACGAUGCAUUGUAGCCGAUUAACCCCCUGCAGUUGCAGUGCAACCUGCGUAGAUAGAAGGACUCAGCUGCGGCUGGAGAGCCUGGAAGACACACACAUCAUCAAAGGCGAAGACGAUGCGCUCUCAGACAAGCACGGCUGCCCAGCGUACGUCAGCCCUGAGAUCCUAAACACAACAGGGACUUACUCUGGAAAAUCGGCCGACGUGUGGAGUUUGGGAGUGAUGCUCUAUACCCUGUUGGUGGGACGCUAUCCCUUCCAUGACUCGGACCCUAGCACUCUGUUUUCCAAAAUCCGGCGUGGACAGUUCUGUAUUCCUGACCACGUCUCCCCCAAAGCCCGAUGCCUCAUCCGCAGCCUCCUGCGGCGGGAGCCCUCUGAAAGACUCACUGCUCCGGAGAUCUUGCUUCACCCUUGGUUUGAGGCGGUCUUGGAGCCUGGAUAUACAGACCAGGAGACGGGAACUUCAGAUCAAAUUGUUCCAGAAUACCACGGAGACAAUGACGAUAUUAGUUCCUUCUUCUGCUAACCCCGAAAUCUCAAAAUCCUCCAUGGUUCUCACCUCCGGCAUCUUCGUAGGGCUUCAUUUUUCAACGUUUGCAAACUCAACAGCAUCUUAAAAUGCCAGUAUGGUCAGAAAAGUGACCUUGUUUAAAAUAAACGCCAACCCAUAGAUCUCCGCUCCCUGAGCGUACUCAGAGUUUCAUCCUCUUGCUCUGCUGGUAGGUCCGACCCGCUGGCCCUGGAGGACCCGGGCAGCUUUGCGAGAGCCGCCUGGCUUUUCUCCUGCCUCCCGCAUUCUCCACUGGUGUAACUGGCCGCAUCUUGGCUGCAGAGUCUUAUGGCUGGUGAGGUGUGAGACAGAAAGGCAGCCCCUUCUGCUUUCCCACGGUGGCUACGGGGGUGCGGAGCCCUGGCCGUGAUGCUUAGGGGGUGGGGGGCACGAGGCGCGCCUCUAACUGAGCACAUCUGACAGAAAUGCGUAAAAAGGGGAAUCGACUCGGCGUGCCACACCAGCCGGCUUGCAAAGUAGCUUUCUGACUGUAAGCGCACUUUAAUGAGGGAAGGAGGUCUUCACCUGCCACGGCCAGCUGCCUGCUCGCUGCUGCUCCUCCAGCUGAUCUUGCUUUCAGAGGCAUGAAGCUCCUAGAUCCACCCGUAAGACAAACCACUGCUGUGGCUCUUUCCGAAGCAGAAACUGGUGGAUCUCCCAGCUGGAUCCCCUCCGAUUCCAUUCGCUGACCAGGAAAGCAUUUUAAAUAGACUUAAGCCUCGUGUUACCAUGGUGUAGCCUGUAUAACUUUAUGCCCUCAGCGAGCUUGUCAAGUAGCAGGUCUCGUUAGCUCUGAGUGCCAAAACAUAUCCGUUUACCAAACCGUAACACUAUCGGCUGGGGCGCCUUCCCUUGGAAAACGAUAAGGGGUAUCUUGUACAGUACAUGUAAACACGGUUGUGUUUUCCUACAGGCUCAACUCUUAAAAACAUCACAUCCCCUCUCCUCUUCUCCCCUCCACUCCCCAAAAAGUUAGUCUUAAGAGUAAAAUCUCCAGAUGUCCUUAGUUGAUUAUUCAGGUAUGUUGUUUGCCUCUGGCUACAUUUUUUUUUUUCCCCUUAAAUUUUUUUUUUUUUUGCAUGAUUAUUCAUAGUCUUUCCAAUGUGCGUGGAUAAUGAAUAUAUCUAAAUCAUUAGCUUCCUGGGUUGGGGGUAAGUAAAGCUUAGUCCUGCCUAAAAUUUCUGCUUCGUUUCACAUUUGUGUCCAGUGGCUUAUGCAAAGAGAUGUCCAUUCGCCUUAGGCGAGAGCGCAGCUUCUGAAAUGGCUGUGGGUGGGUAACGUACGUCCCGGACACGGCACAGUUCGAGUGAAGUCAUUUUAAGGUAAACCCCCGGCAAGCUGCAGUCCCACCACGCGUUGCAAGAAUACCAUGUAUACCUCAUGGACUGUGUACUUUGUACAUACCUUACUGUUUGGGGUUUUGUUUUCUUGUUUUGUUGUACUUUGUUUGUCCUAAUAAGAGGUGUCGAAGAGCAAUUUAAUGUGAAUUAUUGUUGGCAAUACUAACUUGACAGAAUCAUGAGCAUUAAGAGCAGGGCACUACAGCUCUCCGUUGCACUAAACCUCUCAUGAUUGCUUGACAUUUGUAUCUGUGAUACAGUUUAACCCUUCUAUGAAAAACAGUACAUUUGUAUAUAUUGGUAGAAAACUCUGCCAGAAAAGCUAAAAACACUAUGUCCAACUUGUAAAUAUGUAUAUGUAUAUGGAAACCUGGAUGAUAAAGUCUGACUUGUAGAAAGUUUUAAUAAACUUCGUUUCAUAA